CAUCCCUAAGGACGCAACUAUAUUCGCCAAUGGAUGGGGCAUCUCGAGAGAUAAAGCACUCCACCAUGAUGCAGAUUCUUUCAACCCGUCCAGAUACCUGCCGAGGACUGAAGGAGGAAAUAAGGAACCAUACCCUACCUUCCAUUUUGGCUUUGGUAGACGGGUGUGUCCAGGUCGCUACCUUGGUGACGGCAACUUUUGGAUUGCCGUUGCAACGAUACUUGCUCUCUUCAAGAUAGAGGGAGUCAAGGAUAAGAAUGGAGUGGAAGUCACACCCACUACUGGUCUAGAUACUGGGCUGACAAGCCAUCCCAAACCAUAUGAGUGCAAUAUCCGCAUCAGAGAUGAGAAUGCACAAGCACUUUUGCGAGAAGUUGAGGAGGAGGCGCUUGCGAACAAUAUGUCCACAACAAACGCAUUCAAAGAAGCUUAGACCUGAUCGGUCCUUUGUGUUAUAUAGUGGCCACUCGGGUCCCGUGUUGACAUUAGUUGACUCUGGAUCGUAGUCAGCAUCUGAAUGACGUCUCGACUAUUGAUACAGCCCUGACAGAGC
Macrolepiota fuliginosa MF-IS2 is the source of this 553-nucleotide messenger RNA. NCBI's taxonomy places the organism in Eukaryota, Fungi, Basidiomycota, Agaricomycetes, Agaricales, Agaricaceae. The record is from the annotation of a GenBank genome assembly.